Penicillium cinerascens is the source of this 1710-nucleotide messenger RNA. Its product is annotated as serine/threonine-protein kinase RIO1. The record is from RefSeq and is a predicted model, not a curated record. Gene Ontology annotation, biological process: maturation of SSU-rRNA. Lineage: Eukaryota; Fungi; Ascomycota; Eurotiomycetes; Eurotiales; Aspergillaceae. Gene Ontology annotation, cellular component: preribosome, small subunit precursor; cytosol. The transcript has a single exon. Gene Ontology annotation, molecular function: ATP binding; protein serine/threonine kinase activity. Bases 1 to 1710 code for a protein of 569 amino acids.
AUGUCUGAAUCUGCUGCUCAGGCCUCUGGCCUAGCUGACGGCCUCGCUCCGUCCCAUACCUACGUUCCUAACCAAGGAUACGUCAAUCCUGAAGGCACAGACCCCGCUGAGGCGGGGCAAGAAUCCACCGAGCAGUACGAUGAGGAUGAAGAAGACGAGUACUACGAUGAUAUUUUCGAGGAAGAACUGGACACAGAGGACUUUCAAUCUUCCGAUCCCUCGGACCUCACCAAGGCCUACAACCGCCAGCGAAAAUUGAACGACGCCGCCGCCGAUACGAACGUUCCCAGAUGGCAAUAUCCCAAGACCAAUACCCAGAAGCCGACAGUCAACACAUACGCCUCUGUUGAUGACCAGGUCAAGUCUUUGACUCGCCAUGCCGCAAAGAUCAAGCUGGAUGAUCAACAGUCCGGCUUCUCGGGCGGCGGUGGUGGUAACCGUGGUGGAGAUCGUGCGGAUCGCGCCACAUCAGAGCAGGUGUUGGAUCCACGCACUCGGAUGAUUCUGCUGCAGAUGAUCAACCGUGGCGUUGUCUCCGAGAUUCACGGCUGUUUGUCCACCGGAAAAGAGGCAAACGUGUACCAUGCCAUGUCGAUCCCUGAGGAGGAGGACGCCUCGCCAAUCCACCGCGCUAUCAAGGUCUACAAGACCAGCAUCUUGGUCUUCAAGGACCGUGACAAGUACGUCACCGGCGAGUUCCGUUUUCGUCAGGGAUACAACAAGAGCAACAACCGCGCAAUGGUCAAGGUCUGGGCUGAAAAGGAAAUGCGAAACCUGCGACGAAUCUACGCCGCCGGUAUCCCGUCUCCCGAGCCCAUUCAGCUCCGUCUGCACGUUCUCGUCAUGGGCUUCCUCGGCAGCUCGAAGGGUAUUCCCGCUCCCCGUCUUAAGGACGCUACGAUCGUCGCCGAUGAUCUCGAGGCCCGUUGGCGUUCGCUCUACUUUGAAUUGAUGGGUUACAUGCGUGUGCUGUACCAGGUCUGCCGCUUGGUCCACGCCGAUCUUAGCGAGUAUAACAUUUUGUACCACAAGAAGCGCCUGUACGUCAUUGAUGUCAGCCAAAGUGUUGAGCACGACCAUCCUCGCAGCUUGGAGUUCCUGCGUAUGGAUAUCAAGAACGUUAGCGACUUCUUCCGUCGCAAAGGUGUUGACAUCCUGUCCGAGCGCACUGUGUACCAAUUCAUCGUGUCUCCCGAGGGCCCGACUGAUAUCACCGGUGGAAACGAGGAGAUGUUCGAAGCAAUUGAGAAGCUCUACACCGCUCGGGAAGAGGCUGGUGCCACCGAGGAGUCUGAAGAGCUUGACACCGCUGUUUUCCGUCAGCAGUACAUCCCCCAGACCUUGGACCAAGUGUACGAUGUCGAGCGUGAUGCCGAGAAAAUCCGCGACGGCUCCGGCGCGGAUCUAAUCUACGGAGAUUUGCUCGCGACUGGCAAGACCAAGCCCACUCCCGCUACUGUCGACGGUGCCGAGUCAGAAUCCGAUGCCAGCGGCGGCGUCUCCGUGUCGGGCUCCGAAGCCAGUGACACCGAGGAAGAGAAGGACCCAUUCGCGCCGAAGCCCCCUCGUGGCAAGCGCUUCGAAGACAAGGAUUCCAAGCGCGAGCACAAGGCCAAGGUCAAGGAAGAAAAGCGUGAGCAGCGCGCGAACAAGAUGCCCAAGCAUCUCAAGAGAAAGCUUGUUUCUUCUUCCUCAAAGAAGAAGAAAUAA